AUGUCAUCCGGUAGGCCUUCCGAUGGGCUCACAGAAUACAUCCUCAGAGGCACUGCUAUUAGCCAUAUGGUCGUGACGACAACUUUUGUGUGCGCACGGUUUCUGCUGCGUAGUGACAAGAAGAAGCGAGUCCAAUGGGACGAGCUAUGGCUACUUGUGGGAUAUGUGCUCUUCAUGGCCGUUACUGGUGUCUACCUCAGUAAGAUGAGUCUAUUAUUCCGGCUCUUAGCUGUUCAGGAAGGUCGCCUUGAGCCAUACCCAGGUGUUGCAGAAGAUGCAUUUGAUGCACAGGAGACUUUCUUCUUCACAAGCCCUGGUCUUUGGCUUACCCUCUGGUCUAUCAAGUUCUCGCUGUUAUCCUUCUACAAGAGGAUCAUGGUUGGAAUAAGGCUAUAUCUUGUUCUCUGGUGGAUAGUUCUUAGCUAUUGCGUAGCAAAGGAACAGUGA
Pyrenophora tritici-repentis Pt-1C-BFP is the source of this 447-nucleotide messenger RNA. The record is from RefSeq and is a predicted model, not a curated record. Lineage: Eukaryota; Fungi; Ascomycota; Dothideomycetes; Pleosporales; Pleosporaceae.